UAGAUUUAUUUGUUGAACCAAACUAAUACCACUAACAGUGUUUAGUGAUUUUUUUUAACAUGGAGGCAAAUAUUCGCAAAAGGAAUAUCACUUCCGAUUUUAUUAAUGAUCAAGUGGAUACUUACCUGGAAAAUUUACCAAAUAUUGAAAAAACAAUUAACCGACUGCAAGGUCUAAUGGAUUCUAAUCAUGCGGAUGAUACUACCACUGAUACUGGGGACGAUGAAACUGUAUUGCCCUCUACUUAUAUUGUAAUAAAAGUAGCAGAAAAUAUACCAGAAGCAACAGUAAAGUGGCUAAUUAAUAAAAUAAAAGGAAAGAAAAGAGAUGGGGGUGCAGAGUUAAUAGUUAUGAUGCAACCCUCUUCUGGAGAUGAAGGUCAUGUUCUUCAUAUAUCAGCAUCAAAAAUCAAAUUUCUGGAAAUCGCUGAAGAAAUGGAAAUGGUAAAAACUGACCGAAAUGGUUUGAUGCGAGAAUUCGCAGUCGCCCAGCUGGAGGAAUUCCUUCCCGAAGAUAUGCACGUGGAUGAUCUACUUACAACAUCGGAAAGGCAAACUAUUGUCCGACACGAAUUAGAAAAUAUUCGAGCACUCCCUGACGAACACCAUGUGCCUGGUUUUCAAAAUUAUACGUUGUACGAAGGACAAUCGAUACUUCAAGUUUGCCAGAUAUAUAAAGUUAUAACUGGUAUUUUUCCUUUGCAUGACGAGGAAGCGUUGAAAAAGCUAGGAAGGAAGUGGUAUAGGUCAUUGUUUAAAACACAACCAAUAGAGGAAAUCCGUCUGUAUUUCGGAGAAGGGAUAGCUCUUUAUUUUCAAUUUCUCGCUUUCUACACGAAAGCUCUGCUGAUUCCUGUCUUCCUAGGGUUGCUGCAAAUAUUUGUAUCAAUCGAAACUGUCCCCUUUUUUUGCGUAUUCAACGUCGUGUGGGUGACUCUGCUUCUGGAAAUAUGGAGAAGAAAAAGCAACGAACUUGCAUUCAAGUGGGGUACCAUUGGUAUGACCAGUAUGGAUGAACCGAGGCCCAAUUUUCGAGGUACUAUGGGUGUGGAUGCUGUUACUGGAAAAAUACAACCCCAGCAUCCUAGAUAUAUAACGACCGUAAAGAUGUACUGUGUUUCAAUACCAAUAGUCUUUAUUUGCAUGGUGGGAGCUUUCAUCGUGAUGUUGGCUUCAUUUUGGGCUGAAGAUUACAUUAAAAUGUCUGACGAAUAUUACCAACAAUUUAUUAUGCUGCCAAGUAUUAUUUAUUCGGUUUUAGUUUGGGCGCUUAAUUUAUAUUACCGAAAACUAGCAACGUAUUUAACGGAAUGGGAAAAUCACCGUACUCAAUCUCAAUACGACAGACAUCGCGUCACAAAAUUGGUCCUGUUCGAAUUCGUUAAUAACUUUAUGUCUCUGUUCUACAUCGCAUUCAUUAUAAGGGACAUGGACAUGCUUAAGAGUCAGCUGCAGACCAUGCUGAUCAUAUCGCAGAUGAUCUGUAACUUGCAGGAAACCGUUCUACCUUUGGCAAUGAAAUAUAUGAGCUACAGGAUGAUGUCUUAUAAAAACAAAAAGUUAACCGAUCAUAAGUCUUCAAAAUCUAAAAUUACCAGAAGCGAAGCUUUCGAUGAAACCAAAUCAAUGUUUAAUUUACCACAAAUCCAAUACGAUGAUUCUCGUAUUCGGCAAGUUAAUCAAGAAUGUAUCAUGGAGGAAUACGAGGGAACAUUCGAUGAUUAUCUGGAGCUCUUUAUACAAUUUGGAUUCGUAUUUCUGUUUUCUUCAGUUUACCCAUUGGCAGCUUUAUGGGCUGUCAUUAACAAUGUUAUAGAGAUUAGAGCGGAUGCUUUUAAGUUGUGCAGGAUUUUCCAAAGGCCUAUGAGCAGGAGAGUAAAGGACAUAGGCGCUUGGCAGAGAUGUUUUGAAGUCCUCAGCGCUUUAUCAAUUUUAACCAAUUGCGGAGUAUUAUAUCUUAGUCCGCAAAUGAGAAGUCAAGCUCCCUAUCUGGAUGAAGUUAAAUGGCUGCUAAUUUUUGUAUUUUUGGAACAUCUACUGCUAGGUAUUAGGUAUCUUUUGCACAUUACCAUUUCGGACAAGCCCGAAUGGGUCAGAGUGGCCUUAGCUAGGAAGAAUUACGAGUCAAAACAGGCCUUAAAGUUUGAGAGAUCCCAAAGGAAUAAAAGACUGCUGACACGAAGGUUUCAAACAAUUCAUGGACCUCAUAGAAAUUAAUAAUUAAAAACUGAAAGUCUGUCCAAGUAUUAUCUAAGUCAUUGUUAUAGCAAUAUUUAGAUUUUAAAUAA
Molecule: messenger RNA, 2287 nt
Organism: Brassicogethes aeneus
Lineage: Eukaryota; Metazoa; Arthropoda; Insecta; Coleoptera; Nitidulidae
Source: the annotation of a GenBank genome assembly